This is a messenger RNA of Xenia sp. Carnegie-2017, 1840 nucleotides long. Its product is annotated as multiple PDZ domain protein-like. Gene Ontology annotation, molecular function: protein binding. Lineage: Eukaryota; Metazoa; Cnidaria; Anthozoa; Malacalcyonacea; Xeniidae. Bases 195 to 1229 code for a protein of 344 amino acids. The record is from RefSeq and is a predicted model, not a curated record. The transcript is spliced from 2 exons.
UUGGACAUUGUAGUAUUUUAUGAUACAAAAGAUAUUUCAAUUGUUUGAAAGAAAAUUAUGUAAAUUUUGAGCACGUUUUCGACAUUUUCCUUACAUGAUCUGUUUGGAUAUUGUCUGAGCGGGCUCAGUCAAAGGAAGUGAUUGUGAAUGUUUUAAAUGCACAGUCAUUUAUCAUAGAACUAUUUGGUAAUACAAUGUCUCAAGCAAUGAAUAACCAAGGAUCUUACAAACCAAGGAUUUUGAAAGAAGGUUUUCUUGAAAAGAAAAGCAGUGUUUUAAAACAGUGGAGAAAGCGAUACUUUAAGCUGAAUGGCGAAGUGUUAUGCUUUUUCAAAAAAGAGGACCACAACACGACACAGCCAAUGGGCCGGAUUUUUGUCGCAGACAUUUUAGCCGUUGGCAAGUAUGUCUCAAAAGCAAAAAGCAAAGAUCAUUGCUUCAGUAUCGACACGAAGUCAGGCAAGAAACACAUUAUGAACAGUGAGACAGCCGAAGAGAGAGACGCUUGGAUCCUAAUUGUAAACUUUGCCAAAGACGAGUUUUUAAAAGCCGAGGAGGAAGAUCCAGUACGUAGGCGAAGUGUACGUCUAAACGGCGACCUAAAACGAAUAAAAUUGUUUAAAGAUCCUACGAAAGGUAUCGGAGUACGCAUCAAGAGUGUUAACGGUUGUGUUUUUGUAACAAGAAUCGUCGAAGACGGACCCGUAGCUGAAACAGGGGUCUUGCGACCAGGGGACCAAAUUCUAGAUGUUGAUGGAGUAAAUGUGAACAACAUGACUAUAGAACAAGUUAGCGAAGUUUUAAAGACUGCACCCAUCCUAAUGACAUGCACUGUAAAACCAGCAAAUCAUUUCAAAUAUGCUGCCGAAGAACCCAAAACACAGCAGAUAGAACAGAUAAAGAAAAGCAGUUAUGCGGAAAUUGACAUUGAUGCACUUGCAAAGGAAGCUGCCAAAUCUAACAAUGAAAUAGUAAAAGCUGGUUAUGAAGAUGAUCAAUCCAGCCAUGGGAGUCAAAGUUUUGUUAUUGUACCUUCUGAUGAUGAACUUGAUCAUGAUGAGAAAACUGGUGAUAAAUUUCAAACAAAUGGUGCUGAUGAGGACAAUGUUUUCCAAUCUCGCUAUGUUAACAUUCCUCCAGAGCAAGGUGGUAAAAGUGGGUCACCAAAGAAAAAUACAGUUCCUGCAGGGCAAAGAAAUUAUUUAGAAUUAUAUUUCGAUGAAAAGUGAAUUAAUAUUUUCUUUGUUCAACUAAUGUGUAUAUAGUGAUGGACAUUUUGUUUUUCUAAGGAAGAUACCUGUUGUAUUUUUUUAUAUUGCAAUAACUUCUGUAAAGUUAAAAAAUUCAUGAAAACCGUCUUAACGUUUCAGAUAUGUACUGUGGACAACUUAGAAAUCUUUUCAAAGGGACAAAUUUCAAUAGUAGCCUAAGAAUUUGAAAGUUACAUUAUACUAACAAGAUAUUUACCAAGACCAACCAUGACCAACAGACAAAAAUAAACAAGAAAGUAAGCCACACAACAAUUAUUUAAGUUAUUUUAUUGACAAUGACAACUUGUAGUAACUUUUUAUUUAUCUUGUGACUCCUGUCCAGUUGGCAUUGUUCUUAUGAUGUCAGAGUCACCAGGGUCAGUAAUGCUUAGGACAGAUACUCGAAAAUAUUUUCCACAAGCUGUUCCCAAUUCAAUAUUGUUGCCAGUAUAGUGAUGCACACCUGUCUUUGCCAGCAUGGCAUAAUACUCAAUUUCACUUUUUCUAAAAGUUAAAUAACAAUGUAAGUAAAAAAUGACAAUAUGAGCAAGCUAAUUUCUUUCUUAAGGAAAUAAAAUAUUAGAACAGCA